AUGUACGAUCUUAAAAUCUCUAGAAAACAGUUUGAGCAAGCCAACAUCUGUCAGAGCAUUUGUACAAUUCGACAGUCAAUUCGCAAAAAAAGUAAACGACAUUUUUGUGACAUUGAAGUAAGGAAUCUAAAUUCGCAAUGGAACCAACCUGAAUUUAUCGAUGAAAUAAUACAAGGGUACACAGUGCAAUGUUUUUUCAUCGAGGACUUAAAAGACAUUCAAAUCUGCGAUGAUAAAAAUAUCACAGCUACAAAAUUGGAGCACACGGUGCACAAUCUAACAUCUAACAUGACAUAUUAUUUUCGAGUACGUGCGCAUACUAAAAUUGUUGCUGGUCCUUAUACGGAUUUAAUUAAUGUGUCGACUACACAUGAAAAUCCAAUACCUAAAUUAUUAGUCACAUCGAGAAAAGGUAUCCACAUUUUGGACGUGGAUUUAAACAUUACUAAUUUUGUAAUGUCAGAAUCAGUAACACAUGCCGCUUAUUCGAUACAGGACCAUAGAAUUUAUUGGCUAACACGAAGUGACCUAAUGACAUUGAAGAUUAAUGAAAAUAAUAUCACAAAAAUAGCUAGCUUUGAUAAUUAUCCAUAUAAUCUUUGCAUUGACUGGACUAUUAUUAUAUUGUAA
This is a messenger RNA of Camponotus floridanus (Florida carpenter ant), 630 nucleotides long. Its product is annotated as proto-oncogene tyrosine-protein kinase ROS-like. The transcript is spliced from 4 exons. Gene Ontology annotation, molecular function: protein binding. NCBI's taxonomy places the organism in Eukaryota, Metazoa, Arthropoda, Insecta, Hymenoptera, Formicidae. Bases 1 to 630 code for a protein of 209 amino acids. The record is from RefSeq and is a predicted model, not a curated record.